Ictalurus punctatus (channel catfish) is the source of this 2976-nucleotide messenger RNA. Its product is annotated as SLC35A4 upstream open reading frame protein. The coding region runs from base 290 to 586 and encodes 98 amino acids. Lineage: Eukaryota; Metazoa; Chordata; Actinopteri; Siluriformes; Ictaluridae. The record is from RefSeq and is a predicted model, not a curated record. The transcript is spliced from 4 exons.
UCUGUGCAGAGUUUCAUGUGUCUGCUUGGGUUUCCUCUGAGUUCUCUGGUUUCCUUCUGCCUCCCAAAAACAUGCCAGUAUGUGGAUUGGGUAAGAUACAUUGCCCUUAAGUGUAAAUGAGUGUGUGAAUGUGUGUCCUAUGAUGGAUUGGCAUUCUAUCCAGGGUGUACUCCCGCCAGUAUUCCAGGGAUAGAUGCACCACGGCCCCGAUCUUAGUAAAAGCGGUGACUGAAAGUGAGCAAACAAGCAUAUCUGGCAACCCUGACUAGCUCUCCUCUCACACGUGAACAUGGCGGACGAUAAGGACCCUUUCAGGCAGCUGAAGGAUCUUACGCAGCUUAAAGGCCAGCUGGAGGACAUUCGGCAGCGAGUGGAGAGUGAGGUUCCUCAGGGUGGGAGUGUUCUGAGCUCUCCCUUGCUCAAGGGCUUCCUAGCUGGAUAUUUCAUAGCGAAGCUGCGUUCAGCAGCCAUUAUGGGCGUGCUUCUGGGAACUUGCACAGGCAUCUACGCUGCACAGAACUAUAACAUGCCCAACAUCGAGCAGACCAUCAAGGGCUAUUUCAACUCUUUUAAGAAAAGUAAAUAGAGUUAUGGACAUGGACGGUGUUUGGGAAGAAUCAUCAACCUCAAAAGUCUUUCCAGGAAGUACUACAUCCCUACACAAGUCAUACAGUUUUAGAGGGACUGGCAAGUCUAAAGCAUGUGUAAACCUUUAAAGAGAUGUUACCUGGUUGCCAGUAUGAAAGAAAUAUACACUUGAAGCUUUGAGUUUUCCUAAAGAGAUGUAACAUAAUAAUCAUCAGUGUAGAGCCGGUAUCACUUUCAGCACUCUCACUGAUAUUUAAAAUGGUGAGCUAAACAUUAUGAUCUGGGACCUGUCUAAAAGGUGUUGUUUUUUUUGUUUUUUUUUCCCCUAAAGAUUUUCUAACAUUCCAGUCAGCCUCUGUUGAAAUUUGCACUGCAGGUUGGUUGAAUUAUUCACAGCAUAUACCGUGUCACCAGUGUCUAAUUACAGCUCACUCGGCACUGAUUUGAGCCCCUCAGUGUAGCUGAUGGAGUGAUGACCAGGCAUGUGAGUGUUACUGCCUUUCUGAUGCUGGGAGCACAUUUGCACAUUAUCCCUGCGGGUUUGAUAUGUUGUGUUGAAUGGGAGAUAAUGAAACAAAUGUUUGUGUACCAAAAAUGUUAUCAGGGUUUGAACCAGUUGACUUCUAUGCAGUUGGUUUAAAAAUUGCUGACAAACGUAUAAAUGUUAAUCCAGUGCUAAAAUAGUGUGACGAUUCUAAGUGCCAUUGUCUUUCAUCUCUUAUUUCUUGACCAAAAGUAAGCACUCAUUUGCAAUAUUCUGGCCAGUUGUAAAAGUAUUGUUUUGUAUGACACCAUGUUUUAACAACCUUUCCUAGUAUGUCAUUUCUGUUACAUCAUUUUUGUCGUAAUAUGACUUUAUUCAUAAAUACUUUUAAUGGUAAGAUAUUUUCAGGUUGCUUCUUGAAUUGUUUACCUCAUUGUUUACACUUUAGUAAAAGUGUGUUACUGGCUUGUUGAUACACCUCACUUUUAAUUUCAAACCAGGUUUUCUGCACGCAAUGUAAAUGAGGUUUCACUUUUAAUGUAAAUUACGGAUAGCCUGCGAUGCGAUAACUUUCCAUUCUCACAGUACUGAUAUCGUUACAGGUGUGACCCCAAAUGGUGAGGUGAUAGGAUUAUCAAGACACAAUGCCUUUCUGAAUGAAUAUUACGGUCACGUACCCAUUUGUUCAGAGAAGGUUCUUGAUGUCCCACUGCCGCUCCAAUGCUAUAACUGAUUGAAUGUCAUUUUAGGUGGUAUUAUACACAUAUUGCUGAGACUGAAGUGAAUUGUCCCUUUGAUAAAUUAGCAUUUUUGGGGAACAAGCUUAUCCUAACAUGUUUCGGGGGUGGAAUCUGCAAUUUCUUACAAAUCUCAUUGCAGUAUCAUUCAACAUAAAAAGUUAUUUUCUGUAUAAAUUAUAAUGGGGGGGCCUCGGUUAUUAUGAAAUCUGUAUUUUGUUGUUAUAAUUACAGAAGUGUAUUCAACACAAAGUUUGCUUUUCAUCACUGACUCAGUAGAGGUGUACUGUUUUACAUUUCACAUUAAAUACUAGAGAGACUCACAUAAAAAUACUUGUCUCAUCAAUCCUCUGCUGGUUCUGUAUGCAAUAAAUACUCACACAUGUUUUGUUAGUACAAAUUUAUUUUCACCAAUUUUAGUUGUCCAAAUUUCAUUAUAUUCUCAUUAAUAUCAUGCACUACUCAGUGUCUUAUCACACACUGUAGUUUACUAAAUGAAAAGGAUAAUAAGCAUAUUCUAUUAAAAUAUGAUAUAACAAAGUAAGAAUAGUUUCUCAGAACAUGCCCAAACUAACCAAGACAGUGCAUUAUGCUUAUCAUUAUAUUAUGAUGCUUAUGAAGCUUUAUUUUAACCAACUAUCCCAAAAAUGUGUAAUGCGCUUAAUGUCUGCUCAUAACAGUAUUUAAUGUUUCACACUACUUUAAUUUCUGAAAGCCAGAAAAAGCAAAUGGAAAAAAAGAGUCUUCAUGUGGAUGUGGAUAUUCAUCCCUCAGUUCUUAUUGGCAGAUUCUGAAAAAGUGGAAAGGCAAUUUUUCAGUGAAAUAUUCAUCUUAAUUAAUGUAACAUUAAACAGGAGAUGCUAGUUAUGUUGAAUGUUAUAAAGAAUACUAUUAUUUCUAGAAGAUCUGAAUGCGGAUGUACAGCUUCCACACAAAGCUUCCCAAAAAUGACUGCUUGAUGUUUUCUUCUGUAUUACCUAAACCUUAGUGGCACUGCACUGAGCACGGCCCUCCACCACAGAGUCAGCAACUGCAGUUCCAUUCUCGUCCACACACCAGCACCUAGCAUUCUGCCAGCACUGCUCAGGUUCGUAGGCACCGUGCUCAUCACACUUGGGCUUGAACAAUGGCAGAGAGACUUGGACCAAACCUGCAGCCUCCUGCUGG